Molecule: messenger RNA, 333 nt
Organism: Ceratitis capitata (Mediterranean fruit fly)
Lineage: Eukaryota; Metazoa; Arthropoda; Insecta; Diptera; Tephritidae
Exons: 3
Coding region: 1-333 (110 amino acids)
Source: RefSeq, a predicted model, not a curated record
AUGGGUCAACGGGGAGUUCUUGUCGCGUGGCUGCUCGUCGGUUGCUUGUACAUGCUUGGCAGUGAGGCUAAAACACUUGAACCGAUUGACUAUCAGGGUGAUCUCUUUAUGGGCUUAAAAAAUCAGCAGCUUCAUAAACGAUAUCAAAGCAACGAGCCAAGUGAAUUGAAUUCGGUGCAAGGGAAAAGUGAUAACGCUGAUAUAUUUGAUGAAUUGCAAGUGGAUGUUUAUGAGAAUUUACUACGUUUGGUGAAAGAUAUGCAAAAGGAACGUGAACGCUUAUCGAUACGUUAUAAGCCGAAUUUGGGUAAACGAUCGCAGUUGUACCAAUAA